CGGUGCGCGAGCCGCCCGUAGGCAGCGAGCGGGAUCUCGUAUGGAGCCUCAAGUUGCGUUUAGAGGCGGCAGUCGCUGCUGGAGCGGCGUGGAAGCCGGCGGGAGGCUGACGGAUGCCUUCAAUAAUGCGAUGACAGGCCCUGGCUCACUGUACAGCUGCUACAAAUCACAGAAUGAAGAAAAUGUAGAGCUCCCUCAGACCUCCAGCUCUGUCCUUUCGACAUCCGAGUACUUGUCACCUGUGGACUUUUCCCUUUUAUACACACCAUGGUCAACCUAUGGAGAUGACACGAAGCAGCCUGCUGCUUCUCAGAUCAAUGUGAAUUCCAGAAAUCAGCCUGAAAGGAAUGAUUAUGGCAGUGAAACAGAUUUGUAUGGACUCGUGUCUAACAUUCUGGAGGAACAAGAUAAACCGCAGCCGUACUCUGCCGAGGGGAGCUGCCCUUCCAGUCUGAAGUCAGUGUGGCCCAUGAAUGCAACCAGCAUUGCAGACCACCAUGAGCUGUUGCCAGAGACGAAAAGACCAGUUGUUGGAGCUGUCUCACCACAGGGUUUUUACAGUAGCGAACCCGUACCUGCUGCUGAAAAGCAGUACCUGCAGAGCAGUAAUCUUGCGUCACAGCAAAAAGUAGAUGAAUGCUAUCGUGGGUUUACUGGCAUAGACAUUGAGGAGCAGUGCUUGUACCCUGCCAGGAAUGAUCACUCCACCUUCUGCAUCACGCAGGAUAAUGAGAAUGUCAAGACAACACCCGUGUAUCAGAACUACCCAUACGUAAAAACCACCUCUACACCCCAGGUUGGGUACUUGGAAGUGAUCAAAGACUCGGGAGCCAGUGCUUAUCCUUAUGGAAGACAGAAGGUGUGUCCCAAAGGAGCAGAUGCCCUGCUGCACCAAAAAUGGGCAGAAACGUUUCUUCCACAGUUCCACAGGUAUAAUGAGAACACAGAUUACAGUAGGUAUGCUGGCUGUUCUCAGGCUACUAAAGCAAAGCCCAACAAGGGCACCCCUUAUAGCCUCCAAGACAAUAAAAAGUUAGUAAAUGGAGCCUCUGGGGCACUGUCUCUGGACACAGAACCCUAUCCUAAAUUAUUUCAGGUUAAAUCAGGAACUCAGAAAAAAAUAGAAGAUAGUAUUGCGGAUCAGCAAAACUUCUCCUUUCCCAAGGCUGCCAGACAUCUGUCAGAAAAACAACUUACAAAUGAAGCCUCAUUCUGCACUGAUUUGGAGCAGAAGUUUGAAUAUGGCCUGAAAUCGUUCGCAGCUUGUGCUGGGAAUAGCAACUGUGCAGAUGGUGUAGAAAAGCAGCAGUUUUCCAAGUUCAGUCUGCAGAAUCCUGAAUAUUGUAAAUCCCUUCCAUUUUUACCAAGCUUGGUGAACCUUCCAGCAGGUGCCAGCGGGAGGCCAGCAGGGGUGAGUGUUCCAACCAAAACUGUCCCAUUUCAGAAUCCAAGUCCUUUGUUGAAACCAAGCAAUCAUUUAUCUGUUUUUCAAAAAAAUUCCAGUCAUCCAAAUGAUUUUCUUCAGUUACCAUCCUCCAAUCUCUCUUUAAACAGUAAUUUACUUCAGAAGCACUGUCAAGAUAAUCCUUCUGUUCUUACAAGUCUUGAUUUUGGUCCUAACGCUGCAGAGCAAGCCUGGUCUGCUGCGUGCAAGGAAGUGCUUUUGAGGGGUGAAGAGGAUUUCAUUGAGUAUCUAAGUGAAAAGAAAUUAAAGCAGCCAAAUGGAUUCUGUGACAACUACUCUGCUCAGCACUUUGGGAUAAUUGAAAACAUGAGUAAACGCCGUUUCCCAUUGAAGCCCCGGAGCGAGCAUUAUGAUCUGGAAGGACAGAAAUGUGCAGACGAGCUGCUGCAGAACAUGUAUGAGGAUUUCCUGCAGUCUCAGGGCCAACUUAAUCUCAGGCAGGGCAGCAGAGACAGUAACGCUGUCCAUCCUGUGACUUGCCUGCGUGCUCCAGGCUUUCCCAGCAGUUCUGUGAUGGGUGACCUCAGACGGAAUCAUCAGCUUGGCUCGAGUGCGUUCCCCUUGAGAGCUGCUCACCUGCUCGGCCGUUCUGUUGUCCCUCUAAUGGACUCUCGUGACUUGUUCCGUGAUGAUUUACGGUGCCUAUACCCUUACUUUAAUGAUAAGAUGAGUGGUGACGGUGUCUUUUCUGGUUUUGUACCAACUUUUGGAUUUCCAAAGCAAGUUAAAGUCCGUAGUGGGCCUGCCAGUGAGCUGCAUGUUAGACUGGAAGAGUGUUACGAACAGUGGAGAGCUCUGGAGAAAGAAAGAAAGAAGACUGAAUCAACUCUUGCUAAGAAUUUCCAAGGGAAGAAGGUUUCCAGUGCUAACAACACUCCCAUUCCAAGACUGUCAUCAAACUCAUCAAGACUCGAUCGCUUAAUUGUGGAUCAGCUGCGUGAACAAGCCCGAGUUGUGACUUUACUGGGAAAAAUGGAGCGCCUCCGCAGUUCUCCCCUUCACGCUAACAUUUCUACCGCCCUUGAUAAACACCUGGAGGUAAUUCAUGUAGUGCAGUCGCGUAGAAGAGAUGAAAUUGUUAGUGCUUCCAACCACCAGAGGCAAGGAGCUCCCAGGUGCCGGGAUGACAGAGAUUUAUUUGCCCUGGCGCUGGCCAUUCAGGAGAUGAGCACAACCACCUGUAAAGCUCGCACGACGCUGUGGUGUGCGCUCCAGAUGACCCUGCCGAAAUCUGCAGCUGGAAAACCGGAUCCAGAGAAAGCGGCUCAGGAGACGGCACAGCCUGAACAGAAAGGGCGCGAGAACACUAGCAGCGGUGGUGUUCUGCAGCGGAAGGCUGACGGAGGCAGGCACUGAGGCAACACUGAGGGCGCUCGUGGUCUGUGAGAGGCUACCUAUUGUUUUUAAUUAUUUGUGAUGUUUGACCUACUGAUAUUUGUAUUUAACGCUGUCUUGAUGAGGAGUUGGGGUUGCUUUGAGGGCUGUUGGGUUCUACAUCAACUGUUAACAUGGCAGGCAGCUUUGGAAUAUGGGAACGCUGCACCAGGGAACAUUAACUUAAAAAUAAUCAGACUAAUUAAUUAACAGCCAAUUCUAUUUAACUCCUGCUGGUGAACCCUGGCACACAACUCUUCAAUAUGUUCUUUUUAGUUCGGUUUUUAGGAAAUAGGUUUUAAAAUAAUGAUUCUUAAGGAUGGGAGGCUGACAGGGUGUCCGGCCGGGAUCGGGUAAGAUUGUGAUGUAAAACAGUUUCCUUAUCAAACAAAUACCUGGAAACAGGAGGGAAAAAUACUAUGAAUACCCAAUAUUCAUGUAAAAUUAAAUAUUUAAAAUAUAUAAAUAUUUAUGAAUUCGCGAUUUUUAAAUCCAAGUCAGUAGAAUCUGAUGCAUCUCCUCUGACAAAAUUACUGGUGUGACCAAAUUGCUGUUGUGCAACCAUGCAGGUAGUGAUGCUCAAAUUGCUUGGGUGUCCCACGGGCAAGGAAGGAGCCUCUGUUUUAAAGUAUUGAAAGAGAAUCAAAACACGACAUGCACACAGGAUUGUCCUUUAAGAAGCUGCGCAGCGGCUGGAAUGACGAGUAGCAUUUUUAAUGGCUUCGGAGAGGUAUCACAAAGUUCUGACAUUUAGGUUUUAAAGUUGCUCUUUCAUGAGUUUGGUUUGAG
Messenger RNA from Cuculus canorus (common cuckoo), 3628 nucleotides. It is a transcript of the gene MEIOC, whose product is annotated as meiosis specific with coiled-coil domain. The record is from RefSeq and is a predicted model, not a curated record. Lineage: Eukaryota; Metazoa; Chordata; Aves; Cuculiformes; Cuculidae. The coding region runs from base 41 to 2821 and encodes 926 amino acids. The transcript is spliced from 8 exons. Gene Ontology annotation, cellular component: cytoplasm; nucleus. Gene Ontology annotation, biological process: male meiosis I; female meiosis I; meiotic cell cycle.